Molecule: messenger RNA, 3170 nt
Organism: Dermatophagoides farinae (American house dust mite)
Lineage: Eukaryota; Metazoa; Arthropoda; Arachnida; Sarcoptiformes; Pyroglyphidae
Product: inactive dipeptidyl peptidase 10
Biological process (GO): proteolysis
Cellular component (GO): plasma membrane
Molecular function (GO): dipeptidyl-peptidase activity; serine-type peptidase activity
Source: RefSeq, a predicted model, not a curated record
AAUGAAAAGAAUUUUCUCAUUUAGUAUCAUUUAGGAAAAAAAACACUAGCCGUAUUUGUUUAGUUAUCAUUAUCAUAGAUGAAGAUUUUUAUCUAUACACAUCUAAACAGUUUGGUUUCAUCAAACAUUAACGAAAAUAGCCAAAUAAAUUGUCAACAGCAACAACGAUUGGGUGAUCAAAUUGAAAGUAUUAGCCAUCAUCAUCAUCAACAACAACAACAAUUGCAGCAACAUCGAGAUUCUUCGUCAUCUGAACAUCAACAACAACAACAACCACAACAUCGUGAACAAAGAUCAGGAUCACGUUCGUGGGCAAUCAAACGACCAACAAUGGGUGACAUUCGACGACUUUCUCCACCUGGACUCAAAGAUGAGUUACCAGUAAAUGAUGAUGAACAGAAAAAUUGGAAAGGUAUCCUAAUAUCAUUGUUGGUCAUUUCGACAAUCUGUUCAUUUAUAUUUCUAUCGAUUGUAUUGAUGACACCACAUAUGGAUUUUACAAGUAAACAAGAACCAUUAAAAAUUGAAGAUUUUAUUCUCGAAGGUUAUGAAUCACGUGAUUAUAAUGGUUCAUGGAUAUCUGGAAAAGAAAUUCUUUAUAAAGAAUUAAAUGGUUCAAUUUGUAUUUAUAAUGUUGAAACUAAACAUAAAGAAAUGAUAUUGGACGGUGCUUUGACGCGCCAAUAUGAAGUACAACGAUUUAUGGUAUCACAUGAUCAUCGUUAUCUUUUAUUGGGUCAUGAUUUUAAAAAAACUGGUACACAUACUAUUCUUGGCCGUUUUACUAUAUUCGAUACUAAAUUACAUACAUUCACACCAUUACGAUUGAAUGAACAACAAAAUGAAAUCGAUAUGCAUCAAUAUGCUGAUUGGGUUCCCGAUCAUUCAUUGAUCGUAUUAAUAAAUCGUAAUAAUAUCUAUCUAUUAACACCAUUAGGUGGUGUAUUACAUAUUCUUACUGAAAAUGGUAAAGAUGAAAUAAUCUAUAAUGGAAUACCGGAUAUAAUCUAUGAAGAACAUGUAUGGAAAUUGAAUAAUGGUAUAUGGCUUAAAUCCUAUAUUGGUGGUUGGAUGAUGAUCUAUUCAACUAUUGAUAAUACACAAGUGGAACAAAUUCCAUACAUUAUUUAUGGAAAAUCAUCAAAAAAUGAAACACAAUCCUAUCAAUCAAUAUAUGCUGAUAAACCAACUGGUUAUGUUAUGUAUCCAAAACUUUAUUCAUAUCCAUAUUCAAAACCUGGAAAAAAUAUUCCACGUAUUUCAUUGAGCGUUACAAAAUUAAAUGAACGUAAUCAAAUUGUUUAUAAAAAUCAACCGGUUACAUCACCAUUUGAUCGUACACAAUUGGAUUUUACUGAUCAUUAUUUAUCUACUGGUCCUGUUUGGAUAUCACCAUAUGAAUUCAUUGGCAUAUGGACUAGACGUACACAAGAACAUGCCAUUAUUGGUAAAUGUCGUGAACAAACAGCUGAAUGGCAAUGUGAAAAAUUAAGUGAAGAAAAACAAUUACGUCCAAUUGGAUCAUUGGUUUUACAAUCACGUCCAAUCAUAUCGUCUAGUGGUGAUCGAAUAUUUCUCAUAUUACCAGUUAGCGAUGGUCUUGCUGGAAUGUUUGAUCACAUUGCACAAAUUACUAUGGAUGGAAAAAAACAAUUUUUAACACAUGGUCAAUACGUUGUUACAUCGAUUUAUGCUUAUCGUGAAGAUCUUCAAACACUAUAUUAUGCUGCCAAUAUUGUCGAUGAACCUGGCAUUCGUCAUAUUUAUUCAUUACGACAUCAUAAUAAUUCUAAUGAACAACAUUAUAUUAAUUGCAUAUCAUGUAAAGUGAAUGCCACUUGUCUUUAUAAUAAUGCUCGAUUUAGUCCGGAUGGUAAAUAUUUUGUACUUGAAUGUUUGGGACCAGAUUAUCCAAGUUUCUAUUUAAUUGAUACGGAAACUGAAAAAAUUAUUGAAAUUCUCGAUACAAAUGAACGAUUACGUCGAUGGUCAGAUAAACGUGCAAUACCAAAAAUUCGACAAUUUGCAAUCAAAACUAGUCGUCCAGCCAAUUAUUAUAUACGAAUACAAUUAAUUUUACCGAUUUCGGUGAAUGAAUUGGAUGAUGCACGUUAUCCAUUGUUGAUUGAAACGAAUCGUAUGCCCGGUGUACAAAGUGUUAAUUAUCUUAAUAAAAUUGAUUGGCUACGAUAUCUAUCAAGUCGUAGAGAAUAUAUAACAGCCAGAAUUGAUACACGUGGAAGUGGUUUUCAAGGUGAUCGUCAUCAAUAUUCCAUUUAUAAACGUAUCGGUGAAUUAGAGACUGAAGAUUUGAAAAUUGCACUUGCCUAUCUAAAACAAUUACCAUAUGUUGAUCAUUCGAAAAUUGCUAUCUGGGGCCAAGAAUAUGGUGGCUAUCUAUCGACAGCAUUUUUGGCAACAGAAAAUUCUGUAGCCUGUGCUGUAGCUGUGGCACCGAUUACCAGUUGGAAAAAUUAUUUGUCCGUAUUCUCCGAAAGAUUUAUGGGUACACCAGAAGAAAAUUAUCUUGGCUAUGAAAAAAGUGAACUAAUGCAAUUGGCACCAUCACUUAAAGGACGAACAUUGAAUCUAGUUCAUGGAACAAUGGAUCGUAGAGUUAAUAUACAACAUUCAAUGCAAUUUAUCAAAUCAUUAACAAUGAAUGCCGUACAAUAUCGAACACAGUUUUAUCCAGAUAGUGGAUCAUUGGAAACCUGGGAUCUAAUGAUACGUUAUCAUUUCUAUCGUACGAUGGAAGAUUUUUUUGCCAAAUGUUUCCAAGUUGAAGCCGACGAUGAUGAAGAUGAUUUAAUACCUAUUACAAAAGUUAUAAAAGGAAAAUUUAAAAAUACAUAGGGGAAAAAAAAUUUCAAAAUUCAAAAUCACAUUUGGAACACUUUGUUUAAAUCAUUGUGAAACGUGAAAGCAGCAAAAAACCACAAAAGUGUCUUCAGUUUAUCUGUUUCACACACACACACCCACACACCCACACACAUCUUGUUGAAUUUUUUCUCGUCUUUUUUCAUUUCAAACAUCAUCAUUUGUAUUCAUAUACAAUACUCACGCGCUCGCACUUUCGAAUGUUUCUCAAUGUACAGAAUUUAAUUUGUUUUUGUUUUCACAAUAUUUCAGUAUUAUUAAUCUUAUCUUAUUAAUUAAUUAUAUAUAUA